ACAAGCAUUUCGCUUCAUUCUUUCAACUUCGAAGAGACUACAGUAAUUAGUUAGUCGAAUUAAAGAGCGUGGGUAAUUGCUGAAGGUUAUGAACAAUACAUGACUGGGACUGGGUGACGGAUGAAGACUCCUCCAAAGAGGCCGGGCAUCAGGUUUGAGGUGGGCGCUCAACUGCAGGCAAGAGACCGCCACAAGAACUGGUACUCAGCCACCAUUGACAAAGUCGACUACGACAAAGAGCGCGUUCUGAUCCACUACCGCCGGUGGAGCCGCCGCCACGACGAAUGGUUCCAUUGGAACUCACCAUACCUGCGGCCACUGGAAAGAGUCACUUUAAGAAGAAGGCGGGGCCUCAAUUUGCCAAGCGUGGCAACGUCAUUUGCAACCGGGACAAAGGUUUUGGCCUGUUGGACCGACUGUCGUUUCUACCCAGCCAAAAUCCUGCGUGUCAACAAAGAUGACUCCUACACCGUACGUUUCUAUGAUGGCGUGGUUCGGACAGUGAAGCCCCCUAAGGUCAAAGCCUUACAGAAAAAGUCAAAAUGUGGGAAGUCAGCUAUGGGAAGCGAAGGAUUGGAAGAAGGAGAGAGCGAGGAAGAGUGUGAGGAAGAAGAAAGAGAGGAGGAUGAGGAGGAGGAGGAAGAAGAGAAAGAGGACGAAAAGGCUGAAGGCGAGAGCGAGCCACAACCGUCUUCAUCAUCGUCAUCCUUCCCUCCACCAGCAGCCAAGAGUCUUCCUCUCUCUCCCGGUGGAAACAACGACACUCAUGAGCAGCCAAUCACAAGCGAGCUCAGCCAGCCUGCUGUCCCUUCCCACAUCGAUAAAGAUGUGCUCUUGGAGCGACAGGCCCACCUGCCCACCUCUCACAAAUUCAGCAGAGAACCACUGUACAGGGUGAUCAAGAACCAACCUCCCCCCAUCCUCUCCAUCGAACUGGACCACAAUCCCUUCAAGUGUCCAUCGGCGGGCUGCACUAAGUCCUUCCGGAAGGCCAGUCUUCUACACUACCACAUCAAGUACUACCACGCGGAGGAGCAUCAGCAGCAGGAGCAACAGCAGCAGCAACCAGAGGAACAAGGCAGUCCAGCAGUGACAGACAUGCCAAGGAGGAAGCGCUCGACUUCUGAGAGCAGCCACUUUUUGUACGACAUGGCAAGCAUCGCAAGUCAUGACGACAGAGAGCACAGGAGGAUGGUAACAGCAGAGAUCAAGAGGGACAAGAGUCAUCUCGACAGGAAAGAGAGGAAACAUUUUCUAAGGGUCAAACUGAAGAAGAAGAAGAAAAAAAAGAAGAAGAAAAAGAUGAGUCAAUCAGAUGUUUGCAGUAGCGACAACGAAGGCUUGGCCUUGUCUCCCGUCACAUUCAAACUUGGCGAGGAUUAUCCCAGCACGCGCACAAUGGACGAUGGCAGCGACUGGUCGACGCUGACGGCAGAGAGCGGCGAAGACGCGCCCUCCUGGUCACUCACCGCUGGGGCGGAGGACUGCGAGGUGGUGAGGUGUGUGUGCGAGGUGGACGAGGAGAACGACUUCAUGAUUCAGUGCGAGUCGUGUUUGUGUUGGCAGCACGGCACCUGUAUGGGCUUGUACGAGAACAACGUCCCUCGCAACUACACUUGCUACUAUUGCAGACACUGCACAGGUUGGAAGCGGGCUCAGUGCUACUUGUCCGAGCCCGACCUUCUAACGUCCGGACGCAUGUUCGGCCUGUCUUUCGUGAGGGACAACUAUUCGGAGAGCAACACCUCCAAGAUCACACAAACCAGCGGCCUCCUGGCGCACACACACAACCUCAAUCAGGUCCUCAGCGGCCUGCAGCUGAAGAUUAGCCUUUUGCGGACGCCGUCGCACCCUGACCUGCAGCUGUGGCGAUUGCCAUGGACGCCGGAGGAGGGGCACAAGCCGAGAGGAGAAGCCCCGGUCAGUUAUGUCAGCAGCGAGCACUGCUACCAGAAGCCUGGUUCGUUGUGGGAAAAGGUGGAGGAGAGGCCAAAAGCCACUGUGAAACAAGAAACACCCAAUGAGGAGGAUAAGGAAAUAAAGGAGGAAGACGAUGAUGAUGAUGAUGAUGAAAGCAAUUGGCCAGGGUGUGCUCAAAGCACAAAGCGCACGUGCCCGAAUGGAGAUGAAGGCCAUGCACGCUCUCACCUGGCAACCUCGGUGUCCUCGCCGGCUUCUGUGACGGAGUGCCAGCAGAAUCUGCUGGAGCAUGUGGAGCGUUUACACCAGCAGAUCAUCACCAGGAUGGACGUCAUCGAGAAGGACUUGGACAUUUUGGAGUCUUGGUUGGACCAUUCCGGCGAGCUGGAGCCUCCCGAGCCGCUGUCUCGCCUGCCACAACUCAAACAGCGGAUCAAGCGCCUGCUGUACGACCUGUCCGUCGUGAGGCGGCUGUCUGUGCGACAGUGGCACUCCAGCUAACAAUGUUUGAACCGGGUAGCACAUUGGACAAAUCAUGCACUUAAGCGCUUGUUUGCAGCGCACUCCAACUACACAGAGACAGACGUAUUCCUCGUUCAGGAGCUAACGAACUUCACCGUGUACACGACGUCAAGGCGCACACUUUUGCAUGAUUCUUUUACCAGCGUUCUGAUAUUACUUUGUAUAUUCUUGUUCUAUUUAAUUUGUUUGAAAAACAACUAGGUUCUAGAUGAAAAAAAUGAAUUCAGUCAAAGGGUAAUUUUGACUCAUGCAUGUGUGCAUAAUUAGUUGUACACCAUUUGGACAAAAGUAUUGGCACACCACCUGGCUCUCUACUGCUGGGCAAAUGUUGAGCCUGAAUCUUGUUACCAUAACAACCAUUGGGCUGGAUCUUAGUUUGACUCUUCUUCCGCAUCACUCAGCGGCGAAUGUUGACGGUACCAGCUUCUUACUUCUAGUAGAAGCGUAGCCCAGAGUUUGAAACACAAACGAGCGUCCAAAUCAAUGAAAGAUAUUUUUUGGGUGACAGUUAAGACACCAAAGAGGUAUUUGGUUGUUUAAUUUCACAUUUUGAGUCCGUAGGCACUCCAGACAUACAACUAUUUGUAUACAGCACAUUAACUCACUUUUCACUUGCAAGUGUUCCAAAAUCUAUGUCCGUGUGGAGGGGGGAAAUUGGCUCACUGAUUGGUUGCGUCGUCCUGCACACACAAAGCAAGCAAAAGAUUUUUUAUUCUUCUAUGAGAAAAUGAACAGUAUGAAGUUGUAGUUUUGAUGGUGUUCAAGUCAAAUAAUGUCGCUCAAAUACU
Syngnathus typhle (broad-nosed pipefish) is the source of this 3230-nucleotide messenger RNA. Its product is annotated as PHD finger protein 20-like. Bases 121 to 2421 code for a protein of 766 amino acids. Lineage: Eukaryota; Metazoa; Chordata; Actinopteri; Syngnathiformes; Syngnathidae. The record is from RefSeq and is a predicted model, not a curated record. Gene Ontology annotation, cellular component: nucleus; NSL complex. Gene Ontology annotation, biological process: regulation of transcription by RNA polymerase II. The transcript is spliced from 18 exons.